AAUUCACUGGUACAAAUUACAUAUCAAAUAUUCAGUAAUCUUAUAGAAAAGCAAAGCGAGAAAACAGAUUUGCAAGUUCCCACUAUGCACCAUCGCACUUUAACGACAGUCUGAAUACACGGCCUGUCAAAGAGAGCUUUCCUAAAGGAAAAGAUUCCACAAAAUCAUAAGGUAUCGAUACUUAAUGAAACGUUAGGGCUAUUGAGCCUUCUGAGCAGUCUACACGUAUGAAAGAACACUUCGACUGGAUUGCAUCGACAUGAAAGCACAAGGUACUGUUUUGUCUCUGCGCACAUUUGCAAAGUGCCUAUCGGCUGUCGAUGAUCCCCCUUUCAGUCGCAUUCAGUCGUUUGCCGUUCUUGAGUUCCUCGCCUUUUCAAUGCUUCGAUACAACCUUCGGCUUCCUCCCCAAAACAAAAACCCUCUCCACUUUCAACCCCACUUUAGUCCACAAAGUUGCGGGUGUAACCCCCAUCGAAACCCGCAAGAAUGGUAGCGAAACGCACAUGGGAUGCUCCUCUUCUUCGCUGUCCUCCUGUUCCUCAACAAGACCGAACGCGGCGGCAUUAAAUGUGAUCUGGUUAUUGGAGUAUAUGCCCUCUACGUAUGGGUGCGCGCACAUGGCAAGCACGCCUCAGUCGGCCUUUAUAUGCAAGGGUCUACGCAGCGGGAAUGCUACUACCGCUCGUUUCCGCCGUUGCCGUUCAUCCAAGUACUAAAGCUUCGUUCCUGUGCCACAAUUCAGGUCCGCCGUGUCUUGCUCUGCCAAGGCUAUACUCCCUGCGGUUACGGACCCCACACACCUCCGGGCCGACCUUCUCUUAGCUGCAUUCCUACGGAUAGGAGGCGUGGCCUAAAUUGGGUGGCGCAUGCGCAGACGCACAAACGAAGGCGGAGUUUCAAUGGCCGGCGUGCACGACCGUGCGCGGGCGAUUGUCAGCGUUAGCCCCUGACCAACUAGCGCCGUUGAGGAUUGCGCUUUAUAGUGGUGCGCCAGUGGUGUUAGUAGCGCGAAAGGAAAGCAAGAGUCAACAGCAGAACGCAACUGAUUGUCCGUCUGUUCGGAUCGCUAUCGAUCGUCGUGCUGGGAGUUAGGCAAUUUCGUGUUGGUAGUGACGUUGGUCGGUAUGUAUCGGUCGUUGACACUGAACCCCUCCUAGAAUUCGAGUCCACAGGAUUUUGCCUCUUAUCGGAACGCGUUGCGGACCGUCAGGGGGGAUACUACGGAAUAAAUUGUCGAGCAGGAUUAAGCAAACGCACAGGGCUUAAAACGGUGGUUUUUGGCAAUGACUCGGCGGCCGCCCGACGAGAACGUCAGCGAACAAACGAAAACAAUAGUGACAAAGUACCUCAUACAUUUAGUCUUCGUUGGUGUUUGUACCAUAUUAUGUGAACAUGUGGUUGAUGACGAAUGCAGUGUAAAGUGACAAUAUUUCCAGUCGUGUCACGCCGGCUCGCUCGUUUGUUGUCACAGCAGAACGUCCAUUAACCUGGAACACCACUUGAUCUUCUAGGCUGAGGCGAUUAUAAUUGCGUGAUUGUGCAUGUGGCGUUUUGUGAUAUCUUAAGAAAAAGGUGCCAAGUCCCAGCGUGCCUUGAAGGCCGGCCGGAAUUUGUCACAGCUGAGGUUUCAAGCGUCGUUUGUUACCACCGCUGUCAUGCGCUUUUUACCAAACAAUUUCAACAUCAUGUGGCCUACUAGCGUUGUGCUGUUAGUUGUCAUGGCGAAGGAGUCUCUAGGCAUCAUUUCUGAUGAUGAGCUUUCGUCGCAGUCGUAUACACCAAAGCCACGAUUUGUCGGUUCCGUAAAAAAUCGCACAGCGGCGCUCGGCAGGGAAGCUUCAUUGGAGUGCAGCGUAGAGAAUCUCGGAAAUUACAAGGUGACAUGGAUCAAGAUGGACACCGAAACGCUAUUGACGUUUCACACAACGAUCAUUGCUGGUGAAAACCGAUUACGUGUAUCUCACAACAACGCCCGCCAGUGGUACCUCCAUAUCAAGAAUGUGCAAUUGGCCGAUAAGGGAGCGUACAUGUGUCAGAUUAAUUCACAGCCAAUGAUUAAUCAGGUUGGAUACCUCGAUGUCCUAAUCCCGCCCUCGAUCGUAACUGAAGGCACAAUGAGCGAAGUUAAUGUGCAUGAAGGACAGAACGCGACCCUUCGCUGUAAGGCUCACGGAUAUCCGACGCCGACGAUAACCUGGCGAAGAGAAAAUGGCAAAGAUAUAUCUUUGCUCGCAGGUCCCGCUGAGGCACCCAACUCUGCAAAAACUAACAAAGAGUUUGGAUCUAUUGCAUCUGCAUCGCACCCUCACGGGAUCAGUAGCAAGAAAAAGCUAGCCGUGGCGCAUGUGAGCGGCGAGGAAUUAAGCCUUGUCGGGGUAAAACGCGAAGAAAGUGGUGCCUAUCUUUGCAUUGCCAAAAACGGUGUCACUCCAACGGUGAGCCAACGUGUAAAAUUGCUGGUAAAUUUUGGCCCGCGAAUCACGGUAAAUCGAACGGAUAUCGGCGCCAUGAAGGGAAAUUCAGCGCGUCUCGAGUGUUUUAUAGAGGCAUCACCGCGUCCGGACGUCGUUUGGUUGGGAGCUUCUGGAGUCCGGCUAAAUUCAACACAUAAUAACGGAAAAUACACGUCUACGUUCUCGUCACACUGGUAUACACAUCGGUACGAGCUUGUCAUCUAUAACGUUACAAAUCAAGAUUAUGGACAAUAUCAAUGCCAAGCCAAUAAUCCAUUUGGUAAUCGAGAAGCGAUAAUGCGGGUUUAUGAAAUCAAACGGCCGACGGUUCGACCCAAGCCUACGCGACCAUCCACAACAACAGCCCUGUCGACAUGGCGAAGCACUCCACGAUGGUUCGCCCCGAUGACCAUUGAUCCCUUCAUUAUUCCUGAAGGAAUCGAAACAGCAAACGAGGUUCCAAGAGAAGAUGGAUACUCUCACGAGACAAGCCGAAAAGAAGGCAAAAGAGCACCACCAUUCCAUGUUCGAGCUUCCGAAUCUUCAAAGCAAGCUUCAGUGCUACGGCUCCCUGCUUUGCUUUUGAUUGUAUCUUUGUUGUACAUAUUGAACGCCUAGAGAUAUAGAAAGAAUACGUGAUACUAUUAUGUUCAUUGUGAAAAUAGUGAUGGUAAGUGUAUCUACUAUCUACAACUGUCUAGCUAGAGCUGCGUACACUUUAAAUGGUUUAUCCGCUGUUUUUACUCUUGGCGCUGAAAUUAAGCGAUUUCCGAACGUGGAAGAUCGUUUUUCUAACGGAGGAAUCUGUUCUCGGCUUAGCAAGCACCGCGAUCGGUUUCCUAAACGCGUCAACAAUGCGAAUUUAUAUACUUCGUUACCUUGUCUGCCUGAGAAGUGUUUUUCCUUUUGUGGUACACGAGGAAAGCGACUGACAACAUAUGAUACAUAAGAACAAGAGAGAAAAUCACGAGGGCCCACUGUUCAAAGUGGGAAAGGAACUUUUUCUCUUGCAAGAGAUUUCGGCAUAAGUUUCUGCUCAAUGAGAUACCUUCGUGUCGCUGUAACGGCCAGCGACAACUACUAAGCUUUAGCAGCUACGAAAGCUACUGGGUUUGUGCGAGUUGUUCUUGGGGUACAACGACAUUAAAAAACGAAAAAUUUCUCAGACGAACACGCACCAGACGCUGAUCAAGUAAUAAUGAUAAUAAUACCAACAGCAACGAAAGCUUAGAAAGGUCGUUACUUCCAGAGCACUCCAGCCCAGUUAUCAAAACGGGAUGCUCACCAAACAAAACAAUGCACAGUUAGAAAAACGAAGAUUACUAUGAAAACAAAUAAUAUUAAAAAUAUUAAUACUAUAUGUAAUAAUAAUAGUAAAAACGGUGACAACAGCGUACUAAUAAGGCACUUAUAAAACAAUACCGCUGAUUUUACCUAACCAUUAAGGCUACUGAUAUUCCUAGUGCUAAUGCUGCUGUUAAUGCCAAAUACUAUUCUAAACGGACGUAUGGGCCGGCGACAGAUCUGUUUCUCAUACAGAGGAAACAGAGACAGGAGAGGAUAGGACAGAGAGAGAUCUGGUGAGGGUGGGAAGAUUCUGAAAGCUUUUCGAUACGGAUUAUUAAUAUGCGCGCACGAGCUACAUACAUGUAAGUAAAAUAAGUAAAUACGUAUUAGUAGACGUUCCGCUAGUCAGCAGCGAUUAGCGACAUUUAUUGUAGUAAAAAAAAAAAGUACUCAAUCGAUUAGUGAUGAUAACAACAAGAACAACAACGAUGUGUCAGUGGUGGCGAUGACGAUUAUGAUGAUGUAUUGAUCCCGAGAAGUCGCCAGGCUAAUUAAUCAACGAUAUGAUAUAUUAUAAAUUAUUGGACGAAAAGAAAAGCCCUGCGUCCUGGAACCGUGAAAAGGAGAUAGGAGCUCGGUAAGGAGACGAUAGAAAAACACAUAAAAAUAACGAAGCUUAGCAAGUGUUGUUUUUGACACAAAAACAGACGAAAACAAAUUAAAAAUAUGACAGGGAACGAGAAAGAUAAAGGGAAGAGGAGCGAAUAUCCUAAGGGGGUAAUCGUUUGCCAAAUGUUUUCUAGGUCUAUUUGUUGGGUAAUUUUGUAUUACCAGCUAUCUAUAUUGAGUAGGACUAGUAGCCCAUUUCGUAGGCUUCUAAAAUGAGGAACGAAUUUUGUCGACCACAGAGUUGUCAGCAAUGCGAUAGGCCCGCCUAUUGUCUUCCAUCUAGGCGUACUUGAACACGAACAUAAUCAAAUUUGAUAAGACAAUAACAAACGCAGAACACGGCAAGCAUAUCAAUCCAGCGUCAAGUAUACGCAUCUGUCUCGCACUUAUGCCACUUGCUGCGCGUGUUUCGGUUAGCGUUUCUCAAUAUAAGAGCUAAUUAAUAGAUAGAUAUGGAAUAUAUUACGCGCUCGGGUCAUGGGCCCUGCGUCCGAAUAUGAAACACCCAUUAGAAACAGACGUUUAAUUGAAUCAGCUGAAUGGGCACCUGGCUAAAAGAGCACCUUCAAAUCCACAUUCUAGAACACUUGAUAAAAUCCCCAUUGGACAUUACCUGGCCAUUUGUUGCUGCACGAAUAUCGCUUAGUUAGGCUGUUUAUCGCCAGGCAACAUUGUCGUCAAUCGAAGUCGUAUGACUUCGGUUGUCAUGGAUCGCGUCCUGAACCUCGAUCGGCAUACUCAAAUUAUAGUGGUAUAACGCUACCUAAUACUGUCAAGCAUAUCAGCCUAACUCGAAUUCAGCGUCGUUGGCCAGUUUCACUUUCAAGCCGCUAAUGAAGAUCUUGAACGAGAAAGGUCAGCCGGUUAGCGCAUAAAGGCUUCGAGUACUAUCCUAUACCAGAGACCUUUUUACGGAUAUGUGGAAAAAAUGAAGAAAUGUUCCAGGAUCUUUCUGGCGCCUGCUCAUUGUCGGAAGGACCCACCGGAAUCGUGCUACUCCAGCAUAAGUGUGUACAGUGUUUUACGUUAAUGUAAAUUAUAGUCGUCGAUGUGUCCGAAAAAUUAUGUGGGAAGAUGAAGGGUUCUGCCCGUGUAUUGUCGGAGCACGCAUCAAACCAGACAAGUACUCUGUAAAUUAAUUAAACAACUAAUAAUGAUAUGAACAUGAUAUUAACAA
Messenger RNA from Varroa destructor (honeybee mite), 5589 nucleotides. RefSeq names its product lachesin-like. The record is from RefSeq and is a predicted model, not a curated record. Lineage: Eukaryota; Metazoa; Arthropoda; Arachnida; Mesostigmata; Varroidae. Gene Ontology annotation, cellular component: neuron projection.